Molecule: messenger RNA, 3007 nt
Organism: Cottoperca gobio
Lineage: Eukaryota; Metazoa; Chordata; Actinopteri; Perciformes; Bovichtidae
Gene: sdccag8
Product: SHH signaling and ciliogenesis regulator sdccag8
Exons: 18
Coding region: 330-2483 (717 amino acids)
Biological process (GO): establishment of cell polarity; tube formation; neuron migration
Cellular component (GO): centriole; centrosome
Source: RefSeq, a predicted model, not a curated record
AUUUAUCAUUGUAGUGUCACAAACAUGAAAGUACUACAUUUGACUACAAACAAUGACUACAACUCCCGGCAUCCGGCUGAGUUUACGGAAGUGGGAGCCGUUAGCAGAUGGUUGCCUCGUUUUUACAUUCUGGUACACGCAUAGGGGCGGCUUCUAUAUUGUAGGAGACAAGAACACCCAUCUCGAGGUACGCAGGUGAUCAAAACAAACGCAACAUCGUUGAGGAUCGAUGACCGUUACUACGUGCGCGAUAGUUAUAGUUGUUGUGGUACAUAGCCUAGCAUGUUUAGUUUCGUAAUAUAGCGUGAUAUAACUUCAUUUAUACAUAAAUGAAACCGUUAGAUUCAGAUGAGGAGGAAUCGGAGCAGCUGAGUGCUUACCAGAAGGAGCUGAGACAACGGGCCAAUCAGAGCCUACUGCAGUUGAGCAGUGCUCUGGAGCAGCUGAGCUCUGAUGGAGAAGAGGUGGAGGAGCCCAGAGGCAGUGAUGGCAGCCUCUUCACCACCAUGGCCGAAGAGGACAAGGCUGCAUGGAGCCAGAAGUCACAGAGCGAAGCAGUUAAUCAGUUGAAGAGUCUUCUACUGAAGCAGUGCAGAGAAAUUCCCUCUCCCCUCUCUCCUUCAAAGAAACAUACUCCAGCCAAGAGAGUACAGCAGGAGGGAAGGUCCAACUUGCCUGCUUUUCAGGAUUUGGUCCCAAUGAUUCACAACCAGUCAGAGUACAUCCAACACCUGGAAGCUGAGGUCAAAUUGUGCAAGGAGGAGCUGCAGGGGAUGAAACAGCGGAUCAGAGUGGUGGUGGUGGAGAAUGAGAAGCUGCAUUCAGACCUCAAAUCAAAAGCUGUGGAUGAAUCUCUGAAAGACUACACGAUGCGAAACUCCACGGUGAAUGAGAGUAUGGCAGCCAACAGCCACAGCAUGCUGCAGAGAGCAGAACACACCACAUGGAAACAUGAACUGGAACAAUUGAAAGGGAUCUACCAGGCUCAGAUUGAAAGCUUAGAGGCUCAGGUCAUCUCCCUCAGGAAGGAUCUGUCGGUCAGUCAGAAGGAGUGUGAAGAGGUGAACGUUCGUCUCAGGCACCGGGAGAAACAGGCUGCAGAUGCACUGAGGGCUGAUGGAGCUCCCCGUGUGGCAGGAUUGUGUCUGAAGUGUGCACAGCACGAAGCUGUGUUGGCUGGGACUCACACAAAUCUGCACGUCCAGGCCAUUGAUAGGGUCACAAAGGAGCGCGAUGAGUUACUGGUGGCUCUGCGUGCUGUGCGGGGUAGCCAGCAGGAGGCACAACAAAGAGAGUGGUCAGCCUGUCUCCAAGUCAAACAGGCUGUGGAGAUGGCAGAAGAAGCUAAUCUGUACAAAGCUAGGGUGGAGGUGCAGUGUGAGCAGCUGUCCAGGGAGCUGGCUCGACAGAGGGAACAAGUAGAACGGGAAGCACAGACCCUACAGGAGAGACUGACUGAAGCCAGAGAGGAGGGCCGAGCUGAGGCCCGCAAACAGAGAGAAGAGCUGGCUCAGACAGUGUCCAGCCUGUCCCAGCAUGUCGCUGAGUUGGAAGGACAGCUAGACAGAGCUUACAGAGACAAGGGCUCACUGACAAAUCAGCUGGAAGAUACUCUUCGCAAACUGACCAGUCAGGAACAAGACAAUACCAAGGUGAGUGUGGAUCUGCGAUAUCAGCUCAGUCAGGCCCAACUGAAGAAAGAGGAAGCAGAGAGAGAGCUCCGAGAGCUCAACACCAAGACCAGCAGGCGGAUGGAAAAGGCUGCACAGGAAGUGGAAAAGCUGAGCUCAGAGCUGGUUGGCUGUCGGCAGCAUCUGGAGGCAGUCCAAAAGGACGGGAGCCAAUGGCAGGCCGAAGCCCUGAGCCUAGCAGAACAGCUGGCAAAUGCCCAGCGCCAACUGCACCUCACCAGACAGGACAGAGAGAGUUCAGUACGGGCUCUUGAAGAGGAAAUGGCGUCUGCAACCCUUUCAUCACGGGAAAGAGAGCGAGCGCUGACUGUGCUGCUGGAGCAAACCGAGGCUCACCACCAGCAGAGAGUUGGAGAGUUGGACGGGCUGCUGAGUUCCCAGAAUUCCCUGAUCAGGAAGCUGAAGGAGGAGUGCUGCAUGCUGGGAGUCAAACUGGAAGAGCUGACAGAAAACAGCAGAGGAGAGCUGGAGCAGCUGGCCCUGGAGAAGCAAAGCGUAGAGGAGACGGUAAAGACUCUGCGAGCUCGCUGCUCCAACAUGGAGGAUCAGUGUGUCCAGCACGGCCGCAUGCACCAGCGCAUGAAGGACAGGCUGCAGCAGUUGGACCGUCACUGUCAGAGCAGCGCCCAGCAGGUGUGUGAGCUGCUGGCCAAACAGAACCAACUGAUGCAGGAGAGAAACGCACUCACUGAGGAGAUGCAGAGCAUACACAUAGAGGUAUACACACACACACACACACACACACACACACACACAGCAGAGUGUGUGAGUCACUGUUUGUGUCUAAAUUAAUUUGUCAUGGUGUCUUUUCCCUCCAGGUGCAAGUUACAGUUGUCAGUUUACUAAAAUAUAAUCAGUAAGAAGACGUUUGUCCCGUCAUGACUAAUGAUUCUGUCUGGUUCUGAAAAACAUGUUGUCUAUAUUCUGUUAUUAUCAGAGUGUUUUAUUGAAUGUGUGUGUGUGUGUCCUUCUAGAGACGAGUGGAUAGUCUGUCCACGUGAGUGUGUCCUGCCUCUUCCUCCUCCUGUCCGUUUGCUCCUGUUGACAAGAACAUAUCAAACUGUUAUUUAGGUUUUUUUACCCAAGACAGGUGUGUUUAUCCUUUUUGUAUUAAGGUAGUUUAUAUACUUAAUUUAAUUUUUCAUUUUAUAUUUUACAGUUGACCAGAUAUCACCAGUUACUGUGAUACAUCGAGCCGUUAGAGGUAUCACGUGUUUUUUAUGCAUUCUUUUUUAUUCAAACAGAUUUAAUAAGCAAAACCACUGAGCUUUUGGGAAUGCACUUACUGAUCAUUUUAAUAAAAAUAAUUAAUUCUA